Phoenix dactylifera (date palm) is the source of this 1158-nucleotide messenger RNA. Its product is annotated as RING-H2 finger protein ATL14-like. The record is from RefSeq and is a predicted model, not a curated record. Lineage: Eukaryota; Viridiplantae; Streptophyta; Magnoliopsida; Arecales; Arecaceae.
GUGGGCAUGCACCGGCUGGCGACUGCUUCGUGUCCAGAACGCUGUUCGGUUCACCUACCGCAUUCGCGAUACUGCAUUCAUCUCUCCUUCAUCGCCAUCCCUUCCAUUCCGCCUUUCCCAAACUCCCAUCUCACCUCUCCCCGCCUACCCAUCUUGGGUGUUGGUUUGAAGUCUGGAGCUGUUUUUCUUUACCAAAGAAGCGGAAGGGGCAUCGCCAUGGGAAGUUGAAGCACAGAGUUUGGUGACAAGAGAGGCAGCUAGCUGGAAUGACGACCAGGCUGCUGGGCAUCGCCACCCAGGUCAUGCUGAUAGCCAUUAUUAUCUCGAUCGCGCUCUUCUUCAUCGCCAUAAGCGUCCUGGUGGUGCUUCACGUACGUAUUGUAGGCAGGGCCUUUCAGAGAUGGUUUCUCACCAUCUCCAGGGAGGAGAGGGGCGGCGCGAGCAAUGGUUUAUCCCCGGAUGAGCUGGAGAAGCUCCCCUGCUAUGACUUCGACGCCGCCGGAGAGAAGGAGGGCGGCGGUUCGGUCGACUGCGCCGUCUGCUUGGAGAGCUUUCAGGUGGGCGAGAGGUGCAGAUUGCUCCCUCUGUGCAAGCACAGUUUUCAUGCACAGUGUGUGGAUUCUUGGUUGCUCACAACUCCGAUUUGCCCGAUUUGCCGGACUAUGGCCGGUCGCCGGAAGGGGGGCAACGGCUUCAAGGAUCAGCAGGACCGGUUUGCCAGUGGCGUCGUGAUGGGAUUUCCGGUGAGCGCUAAUCCUCCUCGUUUCUAAGUUGUACUUUGGAACGGCUAAUUCAGUAGCUGCUGCAAGUACGUACAAUCUGAUAUAUGGUCAAUAAAAUGUAGCCUCCCCAGUUUUAUUGUAUAAAAAUGUGGAUUCGCCGAGAGAAGAUUCGGAGGGCUGCAAAAUAUCUAGCUUCUUAAAAGUUUUGGCUAUUCUGGCUAUAUGAUAAUUAAAGUGCCAUUGUGAAUGUUUCUGUAAGUUUCUGCUUUAGGCUGCGAGUUUAAAUUGUUUGCAUCUAGUAAAUCUUCCAAAGGUUUCUUGGAUCCCAGAUGAAAGGAUAAGAGGGAAAACAGCCGAUACGAUGCUUCGGGAUUUUUUUUUUUUAGAAGAGUUGGAACAUGUCUCGUUCGGUCAAGAGUUGGAAAUUGAGCUACAA